UUGUUGAUGCUUGUGCCAGGGAACCCGGGCCUCACUGAAUACUACAUCAGCUACCUCGAUUUUAUUGCUGCAAAGUACCCCCAGUUUGAAAUAAUUUGUCCCUCUCAUGCAGGCUUCCAUACCGCGAGGCCGUUAUCAGCGCCCAGAGACAAGCCCGUGUUCUACAGCUUAAAGGCUCAAAUUAACCACAAAUUGGAGAUUCUCGAUUCGAUGCACCCGGGCACUGAACCCAGAGAUUUGUAUAUUUUGGGCCAUUCUGUAGGGGCUUACAUGGUGCAAAAGAUUGUCCAUAGUUUGGGGCGCAGCGCUGAAAGGCCGUGGAGUGUCAAAUUUGUGGGCCUCAUCACCCCUACCAUCAUCGAUAUCGCCAAGUCUACUAACGGUACCUUUGCCUCUAAGGUUUUCAAAUUCUUGCGGAAGAUUUGUAUCGACCCGGCCAAACUUCUUGCGUUUUUAGCACGCGUCGUUGACAUGCUUUUACCGGUAUGGCUUAUCAAGUUUAUUCUCGUGAGACGGAUGAAGUUGCUGAGCCACCAAGAUGCCACCCAAUCGCUUGAAGCUACAUGUAAUAUAAUCUCCAGUCCGUCAAUUGUGUUUCAAGCUGUUUCCUUAGCCCAAGAGGAAAUGGCUCGGAUCAAACAUGACACCAAAUUUCAGGAGGAAUUUUUCGCCUCCCAUACGAAGAACGGAAAGAUUUGGGCUUACUUUGCUAAAAACGACGGCUGGGUUAGCGACAAGACACGCGAGUUGAUCUUGGACAAGUAUUCCUGUAGGGACAACGUGGUGAUGGUGGUGGACGCAGGCGGACCAAAUGGCAUCGAGCAUUCUUUCUGUAUCAAGCAAAGCGACUCGUUCGCCAGAAUUACGAUC
Molecule: messenger RNA, 870 nt
Organism: Babjeviella inositovora NRRL Y-12698
Lineage: Eukaryota; Fungi; Ascomycota; Pichiomycetes; Serinales
Exons: 1
Biological process (GO): lipid storage
Cellular component (GO): lipid droplet
Molecular function (GO): lipase activity
Source: RefSeq, a predicted model, not a curated record